Molecule: messenger RNA, 607 nt
Organism: Musca domestica (house fly)
Lineage: Eukaryota; Metazoa; Arthropoda; Insecta; Diptera; Muscidae
Product: complement inhibitor CirpT3-like
Exons: 3
Coding region: 130-471 (113 amino acids)
Source: RefSeq, a predicted model, not a curated record
CCAUUUUAUUUGGCCUUUGUGGGCAAUCAUAAAUUUGUUAAUCGGAGAUAAUGAAGAAAAUGUUUAGCAAAUAAAUAAAUUUUGGUUUCAAAUAUUGAAUAGUUGAGUUCUAGCAUUUUACGUUCAAACAUGAAAUUAUUUGGUUUGGUUGUGAUUAUUUCGAUUUUAUGCGGCAGUUUUGCUGCUGUCAUGGUUGCCAAGAUGGGAGAUCCGGAGCACCCUGGCAAGUGUGUUUAUAAGGAUUUGAUUUUGUCACCCGGCGAAAGUGGUUAUCCCGAGGGCAGAUGUCUUCGUGUCUUGUGCUUUGGUGCUGAUGGUAGCGGCAGAAUUCAUACUUGUGGAUCGCAAGGAGCACAGCCACCCUGUGUUAUGGGUGAUUACAUGUACCCCGAUGCUCAGUAUCCCCAGUGCUGUGAAAAGGAAAUCAUUUGUCCCGACAAUGUAGACGAACAUGAAAAUGAAUUAUUUUAAAAUACCAAUACUUGGAAACGAGAAAUGGUCGGAUAUGGAAUUUUUGAUUUGAUUUGAGAUACGCAAUCUUGAAAAUGGAAAUAAUUAAAGGCUAAUUUUUUUUUUACAAAAUUAGAUGACAACAAGUCGUUAAGUA